Messenger RNA from Amoebophrya sp. A120, 1959 nucleotides. NCBI's taxonomy places the organism in Eukaryota, Dinophyceae, Syndiniales, Amoebophryaceae. The record is from the annotation of a GenBank genome assembly.
CCGUUUCGUAUUCACACCUUGUAAGUAGUGCCGCGACUAAUUCAUCGUUACCGCCGUGCCCCUCUCACCUACGUUUCUCCGCAGAAGUAGGACUUGACUUACACGACUAAGGCAAAGCAACACAACGUACUCGACCACCCAUGUUUGGUGCGAAGACGCCGAUGGCGCUGAAGGGCUUGCAGCAGGAAGCGGAAGACAUGUUCUCGGAUGAGGGCGGAAACAAGUCGCCGCGCGGGGCGGCCCCGCGCAAUGAAGGGAGCGGCAAGGACGGGAGCGCCAGCGACAACGAAAGGCGGUCGAGGAGGUCCAAACGGUCCAAGCGCCCCCCCUCCAGCUCGGGCAGUGACUCCGAUGGCGGCGCCCGGAGGGGGGAAGCCGAGCAGGACUGCAUGGACCAGACUCUCUGCACCCUGGCCGGCUGCAAGAUCACGGGUUUCUGGACGGGGGUCAUUGUGGGUUCGGUGAUGCUGGUGACCAUCGUUAUCGUAAUUAUCGUCUGCACGCGCGGAUCCGAAAAGGAGGAGGAGGACGACGAAUCGGAGGGCAGCGGCUUCCUGCAAAAUGUCGGACUUCUCGGAAGACGAGGCGCAGCCGCCCUGGGGACGACGGGCGACAGCGCGAAGCCGUUUUCGCACCCUAGGCUCCGGGGGUCGAAGGCCGCGCGCUCGGCCGCCUUCGCGGGUUCGGAAUUUGUGGAGGUGUGGAGCAGUCCCAAAGACGUGAUUAAGUUGUAAAGGACCCAUUUUUCGACGCUCGAGUUGAUGCAGUUUUUCGGAUAGGAGCACGCAGUUUUAUUGUCCAACGUAGAUUGUGAAUGUUGAUUGUCUUUGAAGAUUUUUAAUUUUAGUGUUACGUAUUUUUUCAGGCAUGGCAUUUUUCUUCAUUUUUUCCCCAACUCUUCUCAUUUGUAAUUAACGAUAACGACCCCGCCUCUCUUGGCACUAGCUGUAACUUUUUACUCUUUAACUUUUUGAUGUUUGUCGCAUAAUUUUGCUCUCCCCCACUGGCAUUUUGAAGAAUUAACGAGAAAGAGCUAAGUACACUAUACCUUUCAGUUCGUUGUUGUCAGCACUGAUGAAGAAGUCUUUUUUUACAGUAUGGACCUGCCAGACUUUCCAGCCCGCGAGUGUUGCGCCGUCCGUCAAAGAUCAUGGCCAUACAGCGCAUAGGAGGCGACACAUAUGAGUAACGGCCAAGGCAGCGAGUGCUUGAUUUUUUUUGCGCUGGUAACACGACGCACCAUUCUCGGGAGGCAGGGAAAAGAAUCAAUUGUUUUACGUACACGAUCACGAACAAAGCAUGUGGACAUGAAAAAGUAUAUAGUUUCGCGCACCCGGUCGUUCCCUUCGCCGAUUUUUCGCUCGCUUACCCGAUUUCUUUGGUAGGUUCGACGUAUACUCGAAAACAAUUUUCGGUCACAGAGAAGUCAUUUCAGAUUUCCUUUCAUCGUGAUUUCUUCAGUUUUGAAGAAUAUAGAUUGCUUUCGGUACUGCCACCUUCGUCAUUGCGAACAGUCAUUGCGAAUCUGUUCGUCUCAGCUUCGAGUUCGGUUCUUGUUUCGCUUUCAACUUUAAACAAAACGUCGGUGCCAUGCGGUUGCUUUGUCAUGUUCGGUUCCGCUGUUUCGUAAUGUACACGGUUAGUAGUUCUGAUAUAAGUGUCCGGAUAUUGUCGAACUUUCCGAAUCCCGACAAUCAUGCUGACCCAAUUAACCUGCCAGAAGUACUAAAAUUCCCCGGUUUGAAAAUUAAUGGAGAAAAAAAGACUGUUGCUGUUCCCAAUCCCAUCAAUUAUGUCUAUAUUCCCCCUUUAUUUUUGAAGAGCCUCCUGCUCCACCUAAAGAAGUUUUUCUUUCUUUUUUCGUAUGCCGCAGCGGCAGCCCCACGGAUUCACUACUUGAAAUGGCACGACGUAAUAAGCUUCUCCCUUCGUUCGGAAAAUAAAAGCUGCACUCGAUAA